AUGUCUCCUUUUGAUUUGGAUAAUUUUUCGCAUUCUUUGAUUGAAAAUGGCUGGUUUAGAGAACAGUCAGAUCUUCAUUUUCCUGGACAGGCUCUACAGUUGAAAAUUAAAAAAAUUUUGCAUUAUGAAAAGACACAAUUUCAAGACGUUUUGGUAUUUCAAAGUGAAACUUAUGGCAAUGUUUUAGUUCUCGAUGGUAUUAUCCAAGUAUCUGAAAGAGAUGAAUUCUCGUAUCAAGAAAUGAUUACUCAUUUGCCUUUAUUCUCUCACCCAAACCCCAAAAAAGUUCUUGUUAUUGGUGGAGGUGAUGGUGGUGUUUUGCGAGAAGUAAUCAAGCACCAGUCUGUUCAACAAGCUAUUUUGGUUGAAAUCGAUGAACUAGUCAUUGAGUUAUCUAAAAAAUUUCUUCCAAAUAUGGCAUCAAGUUUCAAUUCCCCAAAGGUUAAAGUCAUUUUAGAUGAUGGCUUUAAAUACUUGAAAAAUUCCUCAUUUUUAAAUGAAUCCAAUAAAUUUGAUGUCAUAAUAACUGAUUCAAGCGAUCCCGAAGGCCCUGCUCAAGAAUUUUUUAAAGAAAAUUAUUUUAAUUUAUUAUACAAUGCCUUGAAUAAAAACGGUAUUGUAAUUUCUCAAACAAGUGAAAAUUUCUGGUUAAAUUUCAAAUUUAUUAAAAAUUUGAAAAAAAUUGCCUUGAAGGUUUUUCCAAAUGUUGAAUUUUCUUAUACUUGUGUUCCAACUUAUACAAGUGGUCAAUUGGGUUUAUUGAUCUGUUCCAAAGAUAAAAAUUUUAAUUUAAAGGUUCCUUUAAGAAAAUUACCACCUUCUGACGAAUUAAGUUUAUUCAAGUACUACAAUAGUGAUUUGCACACUGCUUCUUUUGUUUUGCCUAAUUGGGCUUCAAACUACUUAGAAAAUAAUGACAAUGAUGAUAAUAAUAAGGUCAAUUACAAUGAAAAAUAG
Ascoidea rubescens DSM 1968 is the source of this 957-nucleotide messenger RNA. Its product is annotated as spermine synthase. Gene Ontology annotation, cellular component: cytosol. The record is from RefSeq and is a predicted model, not a curated record. Gene Ontology annotation, biological process: spermidine biosynthetic process. The transcript has a single exon. Gene Ontology annotation, molecular function: spermidine synthase activity. Lineage: Eukaryota; Fungi; Ascomycota; Saccharomycetes; Ascoideales; Ascoideaceae. The coding region runs from base 1 to 957 and encodes 318 amino acids.